AAAUCACCAAUAGUAGCAUAUUUAUUUUCCGGUUAUAUAGAUGAAUAUGCAUUUCCAGAAAUUCCAAUUGUGGAUUUCCCUAUUGUUUUGGAUAACACGUAUGAAUAAAUACUAAUAAUUUAACCCUACGUAAAAAUACAAGCAACUGCAGUCAUUUGCAAGGCUAUUUGAAUUCAAAUUAAAUUAAUAACUUUAACGCACGCUUCAGCUCCGACGAAAGCGUCGUUCAUCCAGGCUGGGAGCUAAACAGGACUGUGGGGUGUAGGAAUAUUUUCGGAGCGCUACUCGAAAGCCUACCCUGAAGACACGUUGCCAAGACACCUAACGUUAGGUAGCUAAUUGGCCAUUUGCCUUUCUGGAAUUUGUGGAAUCUUUGGACCUGACGAUGAUUUCAUCAACCCCAACCUAUAGGCUACCGCAGACUGGCAAACUGUUGUGCUUGGUAUUUCUCCGGACCGUGUGUUAAGGUUUUAACUCAAAAUGUCACAGUCGGACAAACCAAAGAGCCCUUUCACCAACCCAGAGACUCCUGGAUAUGUCGGCUUUGCCAACCUCCCAAACCAGGUCCAUCGCAAGUCUGUCAAAAAAGGCUUUGAGUUCACCCUCAUGGUGGUGGGAGAGUCUGGCAUGGGGAAGUCCACCCUUAUAAACAGCCUGUUCCUCACGGACCUGUACCCAGAGCGUAUUCUCCCAGGAGCUGCAGAGAAGAUAGAGCGUACUGUUCAGAUUGAGGCCUCCACCGUGGAGAUAGAGGAACGAGGGGUGAAGCUCCGCCUCACCGUGGUGGACACGCCCGGAUAUGGAGAUGCCAUCAACAGCCAAGACUGCUUCAGUACCAUCAUCUCCUACAUCGACGAGCAGUUUGAGCGCUACCUGCACGACGAGAGCGGCCUGAACCGCAGGCACAUCGUGGACAACAGAGUGCACUGCUGCUUCUACUUCAUCUCCCCGCUGGGGCACGGUCUGAAGCCACUGGACGUUCAGUUCAUGAAGGCCAUUCACAACAAAGUCAAUGUGGUGCCUGUCAUCGCCAAGGCUGACACUCUUACUCUGAAGGAGUGCGAGAGAUUCAAGCGCAGGGUCCUGGACGAGAUCGAGGAGCACAACAUCAAGAUCUACCACCUUCCCGACGCCGAGUCCGACGAGGACGAGGACUUCAAGGAGCAGACGCGUGUUUUGAAGGCCAGUGUGCCCUUUGCGGUGGUGGGCUCCAACCAGCAGAUCGACGGCAAGGGGAAGAAGGUCCGCGGCCGCCUGUACCCCUGGGGGGUGGUGGAGGUGGAGAACCCCGAGCAUAAUGACUUUCUCAAGCUGCGCACCAUGCUCAUAACGCACAUGCAGGAUCUGCAGGAGGUGACCCAGGACCUGCACUACGAGAACUUCCGCUCCGAGCGCCUCAAACGUGGCGGGAGGCUGUCUUCCCACGGUUACGUUCUGCCUCCGUCGCCUGCAAAGGGAGCCAAAAUGGUUGGAAUGGACAAGGACAAGAUCCUCUUGGAGAAAGAGGCUGAGCUGCGACGCAUGCAAGAGAUGAUCGCCAAGAUGCAGGCCCAAAUGCAAAAGCAGGGAGAAGGUGAGGGAGGUGGCGGUCUGCACGUGUGAAGGAGGGCAUGGUACUGAUCAACUCGUCAAGCCCAGUUAGAAGAGACUGGUCCUUCUGUAUCUGUCACCACUCCUGUUCCUCAUUUGUCUCUUAUGUGUUUUUAUAUAGCAUAUCUGUUAUGUCAAAGUCUGUUAUGGUGCUAUGUUGUACUGCACCAGUUAACAAUCUGUAGCACAUUUGUAUCAUAUGAAGGAAUACAAUUAUUGCAAAAAAUGAUUUUGCCAUUUUGAGAAGCCUCUGCCCUUUAGUACCAGCUGAUGGUUUUUCUGGUGUCCGGUUAUGCAAGUUGCACAUGUGCAUUUUCAUUGGGUCGCCAAACCUGACGAUGCUGUGAAAGGCACAAAGCUCUUGUGGUGUCCGUCAGACACCAGCAGAUCUACAAAAUAGCUUUCAGACAUGUCCAACUUGAAGUUUACUAUCUGGUAGUUUGAUGUCAAAGCAAAAGUGAGUUUGUGUCACAGAUUUCAUUCCAGAAGUCAGCGUAAUAAUGAUAUAGAAUAAGCUCCUUGUGAAGAACUACUUAGUAUGGCUCACAUAUGAAGCCAUACUGUAUCCCAGGAUUUGUUGUAUUACACAUUUCAUAUUUCCAGAGCUGUGAAUGCAGAGUUUUUUAAAUCCAAGUGUACUGACACUAAAAUGGCAUAAAUUGCCAAACUCAAGCUUGUCUGCAGAACAUCUUUGAUGGUCUUCCUUCUGUUUUACAUCGUGCUGUAGUAAGUGAUAUGCAUUCCUAAGACAGAAUUUCAUUCUAAUUUGUUUUCCAUUUUUGUAACUGUGAGACUACAGUAUGUUCAAAAGUUCCUAGUUUUGUUACACUUUGCAGACUCUUAAUGACACCCUAUGACACAUUGCUAUUUCUUUUCUCUUGGUGCACAAUGGUUUGUAUUGAAAUUGCUGUUUUAAUGGACCUGUGACAUUUGUUCUUUACCUUUCAUAACUUAUUGGCCACUGUGCUGGCAUGUUGUUACUGCAUGUGGUACAUGGUGCACCAUGACUUCAACAUUGAGCUGUGCAGUUGCUAUUGUUUACAAUGAAUCGAUGGAGUAUGUGAACUAAAAUCCUUUGGUUUUGAAAAAAAUGUGAAAUGUGCUGCUUGACUGAAUACAUAUCAAAAUGUUCGUAAAAUGUAUUGGUUAUGAUGCAAUUUAAAUACUUUCUCAGACCACCCCUCUUCCCCCUCUGUAAGGCAGUACUCCUCCUAUUUUCAGGCUGAAAAUUCCUACGCCUCCUUGUUUAAUGCAAAACCCUUUGUUUUGAUAUUGUCUUGUAAUAAAAUUUCUAUUAAAUCUA
This is a messenger RNA of Anguilla anguilla (European eel), 2893 nucleotides long. Its product is annotated as septin-2-like. Gene Ontology annotation, biological process: cilium assembly; regulation of exocytosis; cytoskeleton-dependent cytokinesis. Gene Ontology annotation, molecular function: GTPase activity; molecular adaptor activity; GTP binding. Gene Ontology annotation, cellular component: septin ring; microtubule cytoskeleton; synaptic vesicle. NCBI's taxonomy places the organism in Eukaryota, Metazoa, Chordata, Actinopteri, Anguilliformes, Anguillidae. The record is from RefSeq and is a predicted model, not a curated record. The coding region runs from base 481 to 1602 and encodes 373 amino acids. The transcript has 13 exons.